CCUGGUUGGCUGUCAGGGGCAGAAAUUCUGGAUUGGGGAUGAUCCAUCCAAGGAUGCCCUCUUCAGGUUUGGGGAAAGGGGAGUCCAUACAGUGUGCUUCCUGUAAUCCGAGGACCAGGGUAGCCCCUCUGGAGCUGCAUGGAGCAGCGUGCUGUGGCAGCGUGGACAUUCUCAGGCUGACUCUCCAGAGUGAACUGACAGGAGAGGAACUUGAACACAUAGCCCAGAAGGCGGGCAGGAAGACCUAUGCCAUGGUGUCAGGCCGCUCAACCAGUCAUUCUCUGGCCUCAGAACUGGUGGAGUCCAAUGAUGGACAUGAGGAGAUCAUUAAGGUGUACUUGAAGGGGAGGUCUGGAGACAAGAUGAUUCAUGAGAAUAAUAUUAACCAGCUGAAGAGUGAGGUCCAGUACAUCCAGGAGGCCAGGAAUUGCCUACAGAAGCUCCGGGAGGAUAUAAGUAGCAAACUCAACAGGGAUCCAGGAGAUUCUCUCCAUGAACAGGAGAUACAGGUGGUGCUAGAAAAGCCAAAUGGCUUUAGCCAGAGUCCCACGACGCUGCAUAGCAGCCCACCUGAGGCGAACACCUAUAUAAAUGAAGAUGCCGAGAGCUUGAGGAAGACCGUGCAGGACUUGCUUGCUAAGCUGCAGGAGGCUGAGCGGCAGCACCAGUCAGACCGUGUGGCUUUUGAGGUCACACUCAGCCAGUACCAGAGAGAAGCAGAACAGAGUCGUGUGGCUCUUCAGAGAGCAGAGGACAGAGCGGAGCAGAAAGAGGUGGAAAUCGGAGAGCUGCAGAGGCGCUUGCUCGGAAUGGAGACGGAGUAUGAGGCCUUACUGGUGAAAGUCAGGGAAGGGGAGACAGCCCUGGAGGAACUUCGAAGCAAGAACGUUGACUGCCAAGCAGAACAAGAAAAGGCUGCUAACCUGGAAAAGGAAGUGGCUGGGUUGCGGGAGAAGAUCCACCACUUGGAUGACAUGCUUAAGAGCCAGCAGCGGAAAGUCCGGCAAAUGAUAGAGCAGCUCCAGAAUUCAAAAGCUGUGAUCCAGUCAAAGGACACCACCAUCCAGGAGCUCAAGGAGAAAAUUGCCUACGUGGAAGCAGAGAAUUUAGAAAUGCACGACCGGAUAGAACACCUGAUAGAAAAACAAAUCAGUCAUGGCAACUUCAGCACCCAAGCCAAGACAGAGAACCUGGGCAGCAUUAGGAUAUCCAAGCCCCCCAGCCCAAAGCCCAUGCCUCUCAUCCGAGUGGUGGAAACAUGAGCGGAAGGAGAUGGACGCUGCUUUUGCCGUUGCCUGUCGCCUGCAGAGAAGCCCACCACCCCUGUAGGCUGUUAGCACUGGUUUUGACUUCCUGAACUGUUCCCUGGCUACACUCAGGGCUUGGGGUUCAUGUAUCCCGCCGUUUCCAAACUCCUGUCCUCUGUAUGCUGGGCGGACGGAGAAUGGACGCCUCCUCUGGACACUGCAGCCUUUUGGAGGACGGUAUCCUGUUGGCAGGAGCCAGGGCGGUAUCCUUAUUCCUGUAGUUACUAUUCUUCUCUGUAGCAGAGCCUCCCUUGUGUUGUAGACUGGAAUUCAGCUGCCCCAGAAGCCAGACCCUCUUCAUGUCGGGAGAGGGGACAAGAUUUGCUUCAGCCCUAGAAGCUGGAAGCAGAUGUCCACAGUGAUUGGAGAGUGUCCUGGGGGAAUGAACUUCCUUCUGCAAACACGGCUCAGCUCUUAGCAACAAACUGUUUUUCUGCUUGCUCCACCCUCAGCCCACGCUGACCCAGGCCUCCUACCGAUAGACGGUGGGGCUGCCUGUCAUGGCCUGGUCAGAGUCAGUGAACCUCAACUUUGACUGGACGGCCUUGUUUUCCUGGGGAGAAGGGAAUGGACAAUCAGGGAGUAGAUUUUAGAAGAAAGAUUCUGUAGGGGCACGGACAGGUACAUGUGACUUCUCUCUGCUGUGAAGACUCCCAGAAUCUCUUAGGGUUUUCCCCUAAGAUGCAGUGCAAGGUACACCUCAGUCUUCUUGACUCAGAGCCUAAAAACUGUUUUCACUGGGUUUCAUCAAUCUCCGUGAAACUCUGCUUGUAUUUAUUUUGCUAAGUUAUUGGUGUUUUUGCUUACAUCUCACUACUGAUUUAAUACCAGAGUUCUACAGCCUUCUCUUGUGGUGUUUGGAUUUGCUGGGAAAAGAAUGUUCCCACUGGACUUGUUGAUUUCAGAAUGACUUUGUUAUAAAUCUUUGUCUUUCUUUCCUCCGCUUGCUUUUUUCACUUCCUCCUCCAAACCUGAUCUGUACCUCAGGAAG
Messenger RNA from Ceratotherium simum simum (southern white rhinoceros), 2298 nucleotides. It is a transcript of the gene TUFT1, whose product is annotated as tuftelin 1. Gene Ontology annotation, cellular component: intracellular anatomical structure; I band. The record is from RefSeq and is a predicted model, not a curated record. Gene Ontology annotation, biological process: intracellular signal transduction. NCBI's taxonomy places the organism in Eukaryota, Metazoa, Chordata, Mammalia, Perissodactyla, Rhinocerotidae.